This is a messenger RNA of Erigeron canadensis, 671 nucleotides long. Its product is annotated as mitochondrial pyruvate carrier 1-like. Lineage: Eukaryota; Viridiplantae; Streptophyta; Magnoliopsida; Asterales; Asteraceae. The record is from RefSeq and is a predicted model, not a curated record. Gene Ontology annotation, biological process: pyruvate import into mitochondria. The coding region runs from base 161 to 484 and encodes 107 amino acids. Gene Ontology annotation, cellular component: mitochondrial inner membrane. The transcript is spliced from 5 exons.
UGUUUUUCUGCCAAACUAGUUGGGGUCAAAUAUACCACUUUAAAUAGAAUAUCCUGCCAAAGUAGAAGUCUAUUUCUGCCAUUUGAUCUCCGUCCGGCCACCGUUCCGAUCUCUUCCAUUAAUACUAUUUGGGGUUAACUGCAAAAUCAUAUACAUAUAUAUGGCGUACUUCAGCGCAUUUCUGAAUAGUCCUGUUGGACCUAAGACGACUCAUUUCUGGGGUCCUGUAUCCAACUUGGGAUUCUUCAUUGCGGGGGUGGCCGAUAUGCAAAAACCACCAGAGCUGUUAUCUGGCAACAUGACUGGAGUAUUGUGUGUGUAUUCGGCCUUAUUCAUGAGGUUUGCUUGGAUGGUGCGGCCUCGCAACCAUAUGCUUCUUGCAAGCCAUUGCUUAAAUGAAUCAGUCCAACUGUAUCAGCUUUCACGUUGGGCAAAAGGUCAAGGGUAUUUGCAGCAGAAGGAAAAAAAGGCACCAUCAACAUGACUAUAGAGUACUAAAGAUGGUUUCUAACCCUUCCUGUUAUGUGCCUAUGUUUGGGUGGUUCUUGUCUUCUUUACUGCUUUUCUUCUUUGUGGUAAUGUUUUUGAUUACUAUGUUUUUUGUGAAUUUUAAGAACUCAAACUCAUCCUUUUGUUCCCUUCUUAUAAUUCAUUCUAAUCUUGCUUCCGUU